AGCUGCCCGUGCACACCGUCUAUUACGCAUGUACGAGCAUAGCGACCGGAAGGGGGUCACCAGUACUGGAGCCUCGGCCGAUAGCUGGGCGCCUCUUCUGGCUCCAGGGGGACCCCGAGGACAGGGACCGACAUCUGCGGGGGGAGCGGACCGGGCUACCAGAAAAAUUGGAAGAGGACGGGAGGUGAAGCAGGCGGACGAUCGUCUCGGGCAGAGAGAGGAAACGCGAUGCUCCAGCCUACCGCUGCGCACUUUCAUAGUCCCUUCGUCCCUGCUUCCGCCCCAGGCCACCUGCCCCGGUCCAUCCAGCCAUGUGUGGUAUCCUAGGCUUGCUUCUGCACGAUCCGACGAUCGACGCUGCUUCUGAGAUCUGCGAAGGUCUCUCCCUUCUCCAGCACCGUGGCCAGGAUGCGUGCGGUAUCGUCACUUGCGGUCACAAGGGUCGUUUCUACCAGUGCAAGGCAAACGGAAUGGUCAGAGAUGUCUUCGACGCCACAGCUAUUUCCAAGCUGAUCGGCGGGAUGGGUGUCGGCCAUGUGCGGUAUCCGACUGCCGGCAGCUCGAACCAUGCCGAGGCACAACCCUUCUAUGUCAACUCUCCGUACGGUAUCGUCAUGGCGCAUAACGGCAACCUGAUCAACACCGCGUCCCUCCUCCACUUCAUGGACGCCGUCGCCCACCGGCACAUCAACACGACUUCCGACUCGGAGCUCCUCCUCAACAUAUUCGCUGACAACCUCCAGAAGACGGGCAAGUUCCGCAUCAACGAGGAGGACAUCUUCACCGCCGUCGGCGGCCUCAUGGAGCAAGUCAAGGGCGCGUACGCGUGCGUCGCCAUGCUCGCCGGCUUCGGUAUCAUCGCGUUCCGCGACCCGAACGGCAUCCGCCCGCUCGGGAUGGGCUCCCGGAAGGCCCUCGGGGGAGGUGAGGGCAAGGACUGGCUGUUCGCGAGCGAGAGCGUCGUCGCGGACGCGAGUGGUUUCUCCGAGUGGGAGGACGUCAAGCCUGGCGAGGCGAUCAUCAUCACCCGCAACGGCGUGACCCGCCGCCAAGUCUCCCCGCCGGCCACCUUCGCCCCCGACAUCUUCGAGUACGUCUACUUCGCGCGCCCCGACUCCGUCCUCGACGGCGUCUCCGUCUACCGCUCCCGCAUGGCCAUGGGCGACGCGCUCGCGGACUCCGUCGCGCGCGUCCUCGCGCAGCACAACCUCUCCGUCGACGUCGUCAUCCCUGUCCCGGACACCUCCCGCGUCGCCGCGCUCAACCUCGCGCAGAAGCUCGGCCUGCCCUACCGCGAGGGCUUCAUCAAGAACCGCUACGUCGGCCGCACGUUCAUCAUGCCCGGCCAGCAGAUGCGCAGGAAGAACGUCCGCCGCAAGCUCAACGCGAUGGCGCUCGAGUUCGCGGGCAAGAGCGUGCUCAUCGUCGACGACUCCAUCGUCCGCGGCACGACGUCCAAGGAGAUCGUCCAGAUGGCCAAGGACGUCGGCGCGAAGCGCGUCAUCGUCGCGUCGUGCGCGCCGCCCAUUCGCCACGUGAACGUGUACGGGAUCGACAUGCCCUCGCGCGGCGAGCUCGUCGCGCACAACCGCGACGACGCCGCGAUCGCCGCCGCGAUCGGCGCGGACCUCGUCAUCUUCCAGACGCUCCCGGACUUGAUCGCGUCCGUGCGCCAGUUCAAUCCGGCGUUAGCGCACUUCGACUGUUCGGUGUUCACGGGGGAGUACGUCACGGGCGGGGUCGACGAGGAGUACCUCCAGUCGCUCGAGCAGCUCCGCGCGGACAACGUCAAGCGGCGGAUGGAGCUGGGGGGACUGGGUACGAUGGAGGGCAAGGGAGGAGGGGCGGUCAAGCACGAGCCAAACGGCACGGUUGAGAGUCGGGAGGCAGCGGUGGGAUGCAGUGGGCCGAUGAACGGGGCGGACAGUACCGUAGGUUUGCAUAAUACGUACUCCUUGCAAUAGACUGGGGCGAGUGCGGGCUCGGGUAGAGUUAGAUGAUAGACGAUCGCAGUAUACAAGAAGUGUAGGCUAAAGGUACUUUGUUGGUGUGUAGACCACGGUUAAUGCAGAGGUUCUUGCACGAUCGCAGUGAUUCUGUAUACACCGCACUGUGACCACAGGCCACGCCCUAUAUGUACAUUAAAGCCCCGCCCAGCAGGGACACUAUGAUAAGCACAAGCAUGCGCUGCAGAGUAAAUAGGAGUAGAUGUAGCAAGAUUAGUAGCGCAACAGCCUAAGACCCAAUGAAAAAGACAACCGAAACACCCAAACGGUCUAGCAGGAAUCUAAAUGCACGAGAUGCACAGCGUGCCCCUCUUCUGGAACCCGCCCAGCCGCUCCGAGAUCUCCCUCCGCACCUCCUUAUCAACGCCCUCGCGCUCGCACGACACGUAGAACAUGACCAUGAGCCCGUGGAACUCCUCUCUGCUCAAGUCGCGGUCGAUCCGUGCCCAAUCCAGCGCAAGCAAGUCAUCCACGGACGCGAUCUCAAGUGCGAACGACACCUCCUGCAGGUGCCUCGAGCGCACCUGCGAGAGCAUGACCGUCACCCACGGGAAGAGCCUGUUCGACACGAACCCCCUCGACGCCCGCACGUCCAGGCCCCCGAAGUGCAGCGCGCGCAGCCCGGUGUUGUGCGCGAGGCUCAGGUGGUUCUGGAUCGCGGCGUCCGCGGAGAGGCCGGCGGGGAACUCGACCUGGAGGGACUCGAGCGAGGAGCCGCUCGCCUGGAGGAGGUCGCCGACGGACUUGGUGUUGUCGAGCUCGCGCCAGCAGAGCUGGAUCGUCUGCAGGCGCUGCUCGUCGGGCCGCUGGAGGAGCCAUUCGGUGACGAGCGUGGGGGAGGACUUGGGGUCGAGGAACAGGUAGGAGAGCUGCAUCCGCGACGUGUCGAGCAUCGCGUCUGGCCGCAGCUCCGCCCCCGGGUCGUCGAAGGGGGAGGGGGAGUCGUUCGCCCAGGAAACGGCCUGGAAGUAGAGCUCUUGGAGGGCGGGGAAUGCGGAGAGGAAGGCGACCACAUCGCGCGAUGCGUCGAAGGAGACCUCGAAGAGGAAGAGCUGGCGUACAGAUUUGAACAACCCCGCAAACGCUGCACGUGUGUCUCCACUCAGGGCGUGCCAGCGCACGCGCGCGAGCGCGAGCGUCGUGACAUGCUGGAGCAUCGGAAAGAGCUCUGCUGCGCUGUUGACCCAUGCGUCGUCCUCGCGUGCGGCACCGUCUUCUGCGCUCCGGUCAUAAUCAGCGCUAAGGGACAGCUUGCGGACGCAUGGGGCGAUUCCGGGGGAGGAAGUGAGGAGGGCGCGGAAGCGGGUUACGUCGUCCGAGUGCCGAAGACGGACAUUGCGGAAAAGGUGGUACCGACUGCCUGGAAGCCAGUCCUUGCAUGUCAAACUGCACGCACGGAGGGACUCGAGAUCGUCCCAGAGGUGGUCUAUCGUCUGGUCGCAGAGCUCCGGGGGCAGACGGAUGCAGGAAGGCAUGUUGGGCAUACUCUAGUGUCCUGAGAUAGGGCAAACAUUAGAAAGUUGCACAGAGCUCGGUCAUGUCAAACUCACCAGCACACAGGACAAGACAGGGGGAAACAAUCCAACAGCUGGCGCGGAGUGGUGUCUAUUGAGG
This is a messenger RNA of Dichomitus squalens LYAD-421 SS1, 3620 nucleotides long. RefSeq names its product Amidophosphoribosyltransferase. The coding region runs from base 312 to 1964 and encodes 550 amino acids. The transcript has 5 exons. Gene Ontology annotation, molecular function: amidophosphoribosyltransferase activity. Gene Ontology annotation, cellular component: cytoplasm. Gene Ontology annotation, biological process: purine nucleobase biosynthetic process; purine nucleotide biosynthetic process. The record is from RefSeq and is a predicted model, not a curated record. Lineage: Eukaryota; Fungi; Basidiomycota; Agaricomycetes; Polyporales; Polyporaceae.